AUGGGCAUCCACGAAGAGCGGCUUGUUCUGGUCAUGGAGAUGCUGCCUGUCGAGUGCGAAGCUGAACGAGAUCCGAAUGGGAAUCCUCUCGCCUGGUCCCGCAGCACCAACAACGGAAGAACACAGAUGACGACUCCACCGUGGUUUGGCGAUCGGAUCGGCUAUCGACAAUCCGAAGCGUCGGCCAGCCAUGAUGAUUGCUUUCUCGCAGUAGCAGAGCCCACCAGGAUCACUGUGCCAUUUCUGCGCACCUCGCUACUAGGUCCAUCUCGCCAGGCACAGUCCAUGAUUCCAGUCGGCGUUGUUUGUUCGUUGUUUUGUGGUGCGAAAAGGGAAGCGAGCCAAUAUGGCAAGUCCCCUUGCCAGCUCCCUGUCAGCCGUCAGCACGAUGUGGAUGCGGAUAAUGGCGCUGAUCAUUCCGGUAGCAGUGGGAAUGGGGACACGGAGAAGCCCAAGGGCCCGGUCAGACAAUUGAAUGUCCGUGAGAACAUGGCGUUGACACAAAUUGAGUGUCUGACAAUCAGUCAAUCAAUCACAGGGCGAAAAGCUGAAGUGGCUUGCAGUGAUGGUAACAGAAUGCUGCGAGAGAAGACGGAUGAAAGAUGUGAGAAGAAAAGCGGAAGGUUAAAGAAGGAAAGACAGGCACAGACAAGCUGCAGUCAAUAG
This is a messenger RNA of Neurospora hispaniola, 666 nucleotides long. RefSeq lists its product as uncharacterized. The transcript has 4 exons. The record is from RefSeq and is a predicted model, not a curated record. NCBI's taxonomy places the organism in Eukaryota, Fungi, Ascomycota, Sordariomycetes, Sordariales, Sordariaceae. Bases 1 to 666 code for a protein of 221 amino acids.